Suillus discolor is the source of this 423-nucleotide messenger RNA. RefSeq lists its product as uncharacterized. The transcript has a single exon. Bases 1 to 423 code for a protein of 140 amino acids. NCBI's taxonomy places the organism in Eukaryota, Fungi, Basidiomycota, Agaricomycetes, Boletales, Suillaceae. The record is from RefSeq and is a predicted model, not a curated record.
AUGCAUCCAGAAUUGUAUUGUGCCUCAGUUACCAUGCAGAUCAAACUCGCUCGAUGGGCCAUAGACAACAGCCUUGAUCACAUAUAUACUUGUAUGCAACUUUGGGCCUUGGUGUUCAACUGCACAGCUGUGAUUUGCAACAGGCAAUGCCCUCUUCACCGAGAUCCAAGAUCUGCUCCAGAAGGCUUCGACAUCAUGACUAGUGUCAGCCACUAUUGUGGUGGGCUCAUGACCCUGUCCAACCUUGGUAUACAGUUGCGCUAUAACUCUGGUGCAAUGGUUGCUUGCUUUGGACACAUCGUCAGGCAUAGCAUCACAUUUACUGGUGAUCACAUAGUUUGGACAUGGUUCAUGCAUGAUAGCCUUCACAACUUUAUGGGGACACCUCGGCCACAGUAUGUGACAUACAUGGAUGUAUAUUGA